GCUGUACCACCGCCGUGCGGGCCGCGGGGGGAGGAAAAGCGCGAGGCUCCGGUGACGGGGAAAGGUCGCUCCGGUGCGGCCGGGCGGCGGCGGCCGUGAUCGGAGCGUCCCGCCGCAGCGGCUCCCUCCUGCCGGCGGCCCCGCAGCGGCGGCGGGUGCCGUAGCUCCCCUCCUUCCCCCCCCCGGCGGCGGGGAAUGGUGCGGCCCGGCGCCGGGGCAGGCGGUGCGGGCCGAAGAUGGCGGCGGCGGGGUCCGGGUGGGGGCUCGAGGCGGACGAGUUCGAGGACGCCCCCGACGUGGAGCCGCUGGAGCCGACGCUGGCCAACAUCAUCGAGCAGCGGAGCCUCAAGUGGAUCUUCGUGGGGGGGAAGGGCGGCGUGGGCAAGACCACCUGCAGCUGCAGCCUGGCCGUGCAGCUCUCCAAGGUGCGCGAGAGCGUCCUCAUCAUCUCCACCGACCCCGCGCACAACAUCUCCGACGCCUUCGACCAGAAGUUCUCCAAGGUCCCCACCAAAGUCAAGGGCUACGACAACCUCUUCGCCAUGGAGAUUGACCCCAGCCUGGGGGUGGCGGAGCUGCCCGACGAGUUCUUCGAGGAGGACAACAUGCUGAGCAUGGGCAAGAAGAUGAUGCAGGAGGCCAUGAGCGCCUUCCCCGGCAUCGACGAGGCCAUGAGCUACGCCGAGGUGAUGAGGCUGGUGAAGGGCAUGAACUUCUCGGUGGUGGUGUUCGACACGGCGCCCACCGGCCACACGCUGCGGCUGCUCAACUUCCCCACCAUCGUGGAGCGGGGCCUGGGCCGCCUCAUGCAGAUCAAGAACCAGAUCAGCCCCUUCAUCUCGCAGAUGUGCAACAUGCUGGGGCUGGGCGACAUGAACGCCGACCAGCUGGCCUCCAAGCUGGAGGAGACGCUGCCCGUGAUCCGCUCCGUCAGCGAGCAGUUCAAGGACCCGGAGCAGACGACGUUCAUCUGCGUGUGCAUCGCGGAGUUCCUGUCGCUCUACGAGACGGAGCGGCUCAUCCAGGAGCUGGCCAAGUGCCGCAUCGACACGCACAACAUCGUCGUCAACCAGCUGGUCUUCCCCGAGCCGCUGCGGCCCUGCCGCAUGUGCGAGGCCCGGCACAAGAUCCAGGCCAAGUACCUCGACCAGAUGGAGGACCUCUACGAGGAUUUCCACAUCGUGAAGCUGCCGCUGCUGCCGCACGAGGUGCGGGGGGCCGACAAAGUGAACACCUUCUCGGGGCUGCUGCUGGAGCCCUACCAGCCCCCCAGCCCCAAAUAGCCCCCCCCGGGCCCAACCGCCGCCCCGUGGCGGGGGGGGGGGGGGGGGGCGCCGCUAUUUAUUCCCACCCCCCCCCAGUGGGGCAGGACGGCUCUGCCCCCCCCCAGCCCCAGCGCAGCCCCCCUGGUUCGAGGCUGCCGCCAACCAGCACCGUGGACCCCCCCCGGGUCCCUCCCCCGAGGUGGGGGGCACAGGGAGGGGCAUCGGGUCCCCCCCUGCCCCCUCCCCAUGUCACCCCCCUCCCAGGUGGGGGGCGCAGAGAGGGGCACCAGGACCCCCCUGUCCCCCCUCCUGUCACCGUGUCACCCCCCCCAGGUAGGGGGGGCAGAAAAGGGCACCGGGACCCCUCCUGUGCCCCCCCCGGUGUCCCCAUGUCCCCCCUCCUGCCCUGUGCCCCCCCCUCCAGGCAGGGGGCAGAGACCAGCACUGGGACCCCCCUGCUGUCCCCGUGUCCCCCCCCCCCAGGCCAGGGGGGCAGAGAGGGACACCAGGACCCCCCCCUCCACCCCCCCACGGGGACCUCGUGUAAAUAAUAAACUCGGGACGUGGAGAAA
Messenger RNA from Dromaius novaehollandiae (emu), 1837 nucleotides. It is a transcript of the gene GET3, whose product is annotated as guided entry of tail-anchored proteins factor 3, ATPase. Gene Ontology annotation, biological process: post-translational protein targeting to endoplasmic reticulum membrane. The coding region runs from base 237 to 1283 and encodes 348 amino acids. Gene Ontology annotation, molecular function: ATP binding; ATP hydrolysis activity. The record is from RefSeq and is a predicted model, not a curated record. The transcript has 7 exons. Gene Ontology annotation, cellular component: GET complex. NCBI's taxonomy places the organism in Eukaryota, Metazoa, Chordata, Aves, Casuariiformes, Dromaiidae.